CCUCUGACCCCUGGCAGCCCAGGGACAGACGUCACCCUGGAGUUGGACAGCUGGAUCGAUAAGUUCUGUUUGGACGCCGACGUCUUCGUUCUGGUGGGGAACGCCGAGUCCACGCUGAUGAACACGGAGAAGUUGUUCUUCCAUAAGGUCAGUGAGCGGAUCUCCAAGCCGAACGUCUUCAUCCUCCAUAACCGCUGGGACGCCUCGGUGACGGAGCCUGAGCUCAUCGACCAGGUGAGGAAGCAGCACCUGGACCGCUGCAUCAGCUUCCUGUCAGAGGAGCUGCGGGUCGUUGAACCGGACCGGGCCGCUGGCAGAAUCUUCUUCAUCUCUGCCAAGGAGGUUCUGAUCUGCAGGACGCAGCGGAACCAGGGCAUGCCGGAGACAGGGGGCGCUCUGGCUGAAGGCUUCCAGGACCGGCUGACCGAGUUCCAGCAGUUCGAGAGAACCUUCGAGGAGUUCAUCUCUCAGUCGGCGGUCCGGACCAAGUUCGAGCAGCACACGGUGCGGGCGUGGCAGAUCACCGAGGACAUCAAGACCGUCAUGGACGCCAUCAACAUCGCAUCGGCCGACAGGAAGAUCUGCUGUCUGGAGGAGCGGGAGGAGCAGCGGGACCGGCUGGACUUCGUCCGGGGUCAGAUGAGCCGUCUGAGCGACAGCGUGAAGAACCGGAUCAGAACCCUGACGGACGACGUCACCGCCAAGGUUCCCCCGACCGGCAGAACCUGGGUUCUGGUUCCGGUGGCCUCGGCGCUGCUGGACCAGAUCCAUUCCCUGCCGGUUCUGGUGGAGGAGUUCCGGGCCGACUUCAGCCCGACCCCAGAGAACCUGGAGCUCUACAAAAGUAAGUUGGUGCAGCACCUGGAGCAGCGUCUCUCUGGCGGUCUGGCCCAUCGUUGCCAUGGCGACGUCCUCAGGGACAUCCGGGACGCCCAGAGACUCAUGACCGACAGCGUGCGUCCACUGGUGUCGCCGUCCGUCCAGCAGCAGCUCUGUGCUCCGUCCUCGUCCUUCGAGAUGACCUUUGACCUCAGCCUGGCCGCCCUCUGCGCCGACUUCAGGGAGGAUAUCGACUUCCGGUUCUCCUUGGGCUGGACCGCCCUGGUGACCCGCUUCGUCGGCACCGCAGGCGCCCGCCGGGCGCUGACUGUCCCCGAGGACGGACCAUCCCUCAAGGACCGGCUGGUGGUUUCCAUGGCAACGAGCCUGGUGUCGGUGUCCUCCAGGGCGUCCAUGGCGGUGCUGCUGAUCGGGGGCGUGGUGUGGCGCUCGGUGGGCUGGCGGGUCGUCGCCCUGUCCGUCUCCCUCUACGGUUUGCUCUACCUGUAUGAGAGACUCACCUGGACGGCCUCCAGCCAGGAGCGCGCUCUGAAGCAGCAGUUCACAGAGUUCGCCGCCUUCCGCCUCCGCGCUGUCGUCCCCGUCACCAGCUCCACCUGCAGUCAGCAGGUGUUCAAGGAGCUGACCUCCACCUUUAGCCGCCUGACCCAGAGAGUGGACCUGAGUGAGGCGGAGCUGGAGGGACGGAUCAGGCAGCUCACCUGCAGGAUCCAGAGGCUGGAGGCGACCCAGAGGAAGUCCAAGGCCUUCAGGUGAGGGGCGCUCGCUUUACCUGCCCUGGUG
Molecule: messenger RNA, 1623 nt
Organism: Poecilia latipinna (sailfin molly)
Lineage: Eukaryota; Metazoa; Chordata; Actinopteri; Cyprinodontiformes; Poeciliidae
Product: mitofusin-1-like
Exons: 12
Biological process (GO): mitochondrion localization; mitochondrial fusion
Cellular component (GO): mitochondrial outer membrane
Molecular function (GO): GTPase activity; GTP binding
Source: RefSeq, a predicted model, not a curated record